Rubroshorea leprosula is the source of this 1405-nucleotide messenger RNA. NCBI's taxonomy places the organism in Eukaryota, Viridiplantae, Streptophyta, Magnoliopsida, Malvales, Dipterocarpaceae. The record is from the annotation of a GenBank genome assembly.
AGGCGCUCAUUAAACCAUAACCAAAAAAUACCUUUUUUCCUUUGUUCUCUACACUGUGUCAAGAUUAGAAAUUGACAAUUCAUUUAGCCUUCUGGUUCAUUGCUUGAAGAUCAGAAAUGUUGGACAGCAUCAUGAACGAGUCGAAAUUCCAUUUCUCAAGAGUUGAUAUUUGCAUAACGAGCAUCUUGUUGGGUGGAGCUAUUUCUCUGGAACUUUUUGCAGCAUGGGUGAUGUUUUCUUCUGAUUGGGCAAUCCUUACUGCUGCACUUCAUAAUAAUAUGUUGGUACGCAAAAUGUUUUGUGUCGUCUUAAAGUGCUUCCCUUGCUUUAUGAAUCAAAGAAAAAGAUGGUCAGAUCACAUGGGACAAUUUGAUUUGCUGAAGUACUGUUGGCAUCACAAGAAAAAGGACGCAAACAAAUCAAGUGUUCUUCUACAAAAGAACAUUAGUUGCAGUGAUCUUAUUGAAAUGUGGCACAAAUACAUGUAUACUAAGUUUGUAAAGGUUCCAAGUGGUCUGAAGAACAUGGGUGAGGUUUUCCCUCUUCACUCAUUAUUGUCCUAUUCUCUCGAUGGCAAUACCAUCCAGAAAUUAAGGGGACAAAGGGCACUACAGGCACGACGCCAAUAUGAUACGCUAAAAUGGAGUGUCGAAUCGGACUUUGACUAUAGUAUCAUAGUAUGGCACCUUGCCACGAGUGUUUGCUACCAUCAUGAUGAUUGCCGAGGCCCUAAAGGUAUCAUGAAAAUAGGUAAACGUGUAUCAAAUUACAUGAUGUAUCUGCUGGCCAUGCGUCCUGCCAUGCUUCUGCCUGAGGAUGGUAAGAGCUUUUGGCUUGAUCAUACUUAUGACAUGCUUAAAGAACUCUUCUUUGAUGCAACUGAUACAAAGGCAGCUGGUGAAUUACUUUUAAAGUUGGAUGAUGAUGAUCAAGAAGCAAACCGUAAAUCCAGGAGAUAUUCAACAUUGGACAGCCUGCUGAAAGAUGUGAGAAAAUUAACCACAAGUUUAAACGAAUUAAACGAAUUAGAAGAUAAAUGGAAGAUGAUAAAGGAGGUUUGGCUAGAGAUGCUUCUCUAUGCAGCUUUUUCAAGCAGCAACACUAGCCAUGUUAAGCAGCUGGGGGAAGGCGGAGAAUUCCUCUCACUUCUUUGGCUUCUUGGUGGCAUGAUGGUGGGAAUUGUUGCUAUGGGAUCAGAUCCUGCCGAUCACAGCUCUUCACAACUAGAAAUUGUUGAAAUUCAGAGCGAAAUAAUUCAGAUCGAUUAAUAUCAGUCUGAAAACAAAUUUAUUCGGAUCACAUUUGGUAUGAAUAUUGAUUGGUAUUGAAGUCACUUGUAAGUUUUUAAUAUUUAGACCCUAAACAGUUUGAAAAUUGUUGGCGGGAAUACAAGAAAACCUGCAAA